This is a messenger RNA of Procambarus clarkii (red swamp crayfish), 2521 nucleotides long. NCBI's taxonomy places the organism in Eukaryota, Metazoa, Arthropoda, Malacostraca, Decapoda, Cambaridae. The record is from RefSeq and is a predicted model, not a curated record.
GCCAUCCGAGCCCUCGAGCGUCGGCACCCCUCAACCAUCAACACCUGGCAGUAGGCGUCCCCAUAUCAACAACACAUUGAAUGAAGUUCUUGUUUGUUGGUGAUCAUCUAAAUGGCUGCCAUUUAUUCAUAGAAAUAAUGACAAAAUGGACAUGGAGACAAAAAUGGACUCAUCAUCAACACAGGACGAGGGAUCGUCUGAUUCAACAGAUAGUAAUGUGUUCUCUGUUGAUAGUAUUGACUUGUGGGAAAGUUCAGAGUAUGACCGCAUUGUACAAGUGUCUGUACCAGAUUACCAGGGUCAUCUUUUCUCUGCUAUUCGUGCAGCUCACAAAAAUGGAGCGUUAACUGAUGCCAGCCUUGUGGUAGGAAAUAAGACAUUCAGUGUUCACCGGUUAAUUAUAAGUGCCUUCAGUAACAAACUCCGGGAAUUUUUUUCAAAAGAAUCUGCAAAAGUUUUUGUAGUUAAAGACAUUGACCCAAAUAUAAUAUCAAUUAUAUUGGACUUUAUAUAUGGAAAUAUGGCCAUAGUAAAAGAAAGCAUGCUCCCAACAUUUCUGAAAGCUGCAAGACAGUUAGAAAUAGAGCAACUUCAGACUCCAGGACUCCUGAAGCUGGAACAAAAUGUUAUGGCUCAAAAGAGAAGCCCAGACAGUAAUAUAUCUAGUGAUGAAACACAAUGCCUUCAAAUUCUAGAACAGAAUUUGUUACCUAUAACUAGCUGCCCAAAUAGGAGUAUAGAAAGCCCACAUGAUGUCACUCAGCAUGACACAGCAGCACUGGAACUUUGCCUGCCCUCUUCUGUUUCAAUCAAAAUAUUAGGUAAGAAUGCCUGCAAAAUAACCAGAAAGGAAUUUAUUAGUGAAAUGAAAGGUGAUAAAGUUUGUAAAGACAAAAGUGAAGCAAAGGUUGGUAAUGAAUAUUUUAACAAAAGUAAUGAGGAGCGAAAGACCCAUUGGUGCUGUUGUAAAAAGUCAAGUGAAUGGUCACAAACAAAAGAAAAGGGAGCUGACAAGGAGAAUGAUGAUGAAAUUGAAAGCUUAAAAAUGAAACUUAAAGAAUGUGGAACAGUAGUGGUCGCCCAAGGCAUAAAUAACUUAAAGGAUAUCCCUGAACGGCUUUUAUCAAGUAGUGAUAUUUCAUUAACUCCUGUUAAGUUACCUAACAAAGUUUCUACAACUAAAAGGAAGAGCUGUUUAAGCAAAAAGAUCAUAACUCCAACAUCUCCACAAUUACCACUUCCUGAUACACAUGCAUCUAAGAUUAAUUCAAAUCCAUCAAAAUGUUCAUCUACAAAGGUUAGAAGGAAUCUUCAAAACAGAUUCCAUGCUGAAAUGUAUCAGCAGAAAGAAGUUACAAGUGGAUUUUCUUCUAAUAACAGAAACUACAAUUCUGGUGGCAUCAUUGGUUCGAAAAUAGGACCCUUAAUGGCAGGGUUUAAAGGACAUAGUAGAAAAUAUUUAAAUGCUCAAAUACAGGAGAGUAUACUUUGUCCUGCCUUUAGACAUUAUUUCAAUCACACUUCAAAGUCUCAGAAUAUAUGUAUGCAAGAAUAUGAAAGUAACAAAAGAAUAGUUUCUGGUCAGUCAAGAGGCAAGCUUAAUACUAAUAAAAUGUUCCAGUUUGAAGGUGGCAAUAACAAAUUGCUACAGUCUGUUAGCAGAGGUGAUAUAUAUUCAGUGCGACAAGACCCAACAUCACCAACUAGAAAAGGCAGAGCUUUACACAGUGAAGCAAAAAGUACUCCAGCUGAAAAUGCUGAUAACCUUCCAGUAAAUAAAACCUCUGAACCUACAUGUGGAACACCAAAGAAUAGUAUUUUCUGGAAUGGAAAAGAAUCUCUUAAUUUUGAUGACUCUGGUAAUAUUGUUCAAACUUCAGAUACUGCAACACAAUUAAUACAGGAUUCAUUUUGUUUGAAAGCUGAUGUAGAUUUAAAUAACCUUCCUAACUUAGAAUUUGAAAAUACACAAUUACAUGGAAAAAUAAUUGUAACUUCAUCACAGAAUUCAUAUUUAGAGGUGGAAAGUUUUCAGUCACAGGAAUUGCAGAAGUCAGAAAAUACCAACAAAUUAAUAUUACCGCAACCACAAGAGCAGCCAUCAAGUCCAUCCUGUGAACAUCAGGCCACAAUUAGGACAAUGCCCAGUGACACUGCUAAUAAGCCAGGCCUCUCAGUUAAACCCAGUGUGAGUACAUCUUCUUUAAUAUUACAUAGUCUAAUUUUUUUCACUUUUAUCUGCCAUUUCUGGGGGGAGCCCCAUGAUGAGGAAGCAGAGGAAGCAAUUUGGACGACCGAAGAGUGUCCAACGUUGCAUAGUUUGUCGAAAAGAGAAAAUUCAUUUCAUUGUACAUCUUGUGAUUACCGCACUGCAUUGUUUAACACCAUAAAGACACAUGUCCUGCUCAAUCACAAACGACUAAUAAAUGAGAGUGAAGGUAAACGGCACCAUGCCUCAGACAUUUGCCCUAGCCAGGUCUCUGAAAAUCCUGCCAAAAUUGAGAAAUUUGAUCAUCUGUAA